Messenger RNA from Chrysoperla carnea, 773 nucleotides. Its product is annotated as coiled-coil domain-containing protein 25. The coding region runs from base 116 to 748 and encodes 210 amino acids. The transcript has 4 exons. NCBI's taxonomy places the organism in Eukaryota, Metazoa, Arthropoda, Insecta, Neuroptera, Chrysopidae. The record is from RefSeq and is a predicted model, not a curated record.
UUUUCCAAAAAAGAUUUUCUGCAUAUGGUUGUAUCGUUGACGUUAGAGUUAAUAAUAAUUUUUUUUUUUUGUAGAAAUUUUAAAUAACAUAAAUUUUCUAAAGUUUUUGAUAAAAAUGGUCUUUUACUUUACUAGUAAUGUAGUUCAACCCCCUGUCACACUUUUCAUGGGUUUAGAUAAAUAUGAAAAUGAAGAUUUAAUUAAAUGGGGAUGGCCUGAAGAUGUAUGGUUUCAUGUUGAUAAAGUAUCCUCAGCUCAUGUUUACCUUAGAUUAAAACCGGGACAGACUUUAGAUGACAUUCCAUCUCUAGUAUUGGAAGAUGCUGCUCAAUUAGUUAAGGCAAACAGUAUUACUGGUAACAAAAUGAAUGAUGUGGAUGUUGUAUAUACAAUGUGGGCAAACCUUAAAAAAACACCUAGUAUGGAAGUAGGACAAGUCAGUUUUCAUAAAGAAAAAGAAGUACGAAAAAUUCGUGUUGCCAAACGUAGUAAUGAUAUCAUAAAUAGAUUGAAUAAAACUAAAACAGAAAGUCAUCCAGAUUUCAGAUUAGAAAGGGAAACUCGAGAUCGAAAUGAACGUGAAAGUAAGAAAACAUCACAACGUUUACAAAAAGAACUGGAAAAAGAAGAAGAACGACGAAAAAAAGAAGAGGCUGAAUUGAGAAGUUAUCUUACGUUAAUGAAAACCGAAAACAUGAGCUCCAAUUUAAUGGGUGGUGAUGGAAAUGAUUCAGAUGAAUUUAUGUGAUGUUAAAAGUUAAAUAAAAAUUUGA